Messenger RNA from Papilio machaon (common yellow swallowtail), 495 nucleotides. RefSeq lists its product as uncharacterized. The transcript is spliced from 4 exons. The record is from RefSeq and is a predicted model, not a curated record. NCBI's taxonomy places the organism in Eukaryota, Metazoa, Arthropoda, Insecta, Lepidoptera, Papilionidae. Bases 1 to 495 code for a protein of 164 amino acids.
AUGUCGUUGUGGGUGGGCGGCGGGGGCAAUGGCGGCGAGGUCCGGCCGACCACGACCGUCAUGUCGGCCAACACUUCCAUGGAGUCCGGGAUUGAGGCGGGGGUGCUGCCGACGGUCACGGGUUCACUCGCCUCCGCCCGGGACUCGCUGGGUUCGCUGUCCCGGGCCGCGGAACAACUGUACGAUACUGAUCAUACGGAUCUCGGUUCGGAACUUGACGAGGCGGAGAUUAGAAGGGAGUUGAUGCAUGAUUUCGACCCGGAGGGCUUCGGCGAGAUUCCAUGGCCCGACUUCCUCCAGACGCUACAGAACCCAGAUUUUAUUGCUCAGGUGCCGCCUCAUAAACAUGAGAUACUGUUGGAUAAAGCUCGCAGUGCUACAUCCGAUGCAAUCACAUUUCAGGAGUUCGUUAACGUGUUUACGGUGACGAUCGUCUGUCUUCACAUCGCCCACGUGCCGGCUGGCUACGUCGGCGGUCCACCUACUAAUUGCUGA